CUCGUCUAUUUCAUCCCCUGUUUCUACUGGGAAGUCUAUCACAUCCCCUCCCCUGAACGGCUCUAGAAUCUCUCUCUCUCUCUCUCUCAAAAGGGUUUAACCAUGGCGAAGAACCGGAACUUCCAGGUAUCCGCAACUCCGGCGACGGUGUUGGCGCAUCUGCUGGCUGUAGCGGUGGCGACCCUCGUCCUCGUUUGGCUCCUCAAGCUCCGGGAAGGCGUGGCUUUCUCAUCCGGCAACAAACAGAAGAUUUUCAACCUGCAUCCGCUCCUGAUGGUGAUUGGAUUCAUUCUCAUCGCAGGAGAAGCUAUUAUGGUGCACAAGUCGAUUCCGGCGAAGAGGGAAGCGCUGAAGACGAUUCACCUCAUCCUGCACUUGAUUGCUCUUCUGCUGGGGAUUCUGGGCAUCACUGCGGUCUUCAAGUUCCAUAACGAGCGCCAUAUUCCCAACGUAUACACCUUGCACUCCUGGCUCGGCAUCUCCACCAUCUCCUUGUUCGGUCUGCAGUGGGUGUUUGCUUUCUUCUCUUUUGUAUUCCCGCAAACGAACAGCACCGCAAGGUCCUCCUACCACCCAUGGCACGUCUUCGUCGGGUCCGCCGUCUUCUUCCUCGCCAUCUGCACGGCCGAGGCCGGCCUGGUCGAGAGGUUCAUCUUCUUAGGCCUCCAGAAGGGUCAAGAGGCGCUCGUCGUGAACUUCACCGGCCUCCUGAUCUUCCUGUUCGCCGUCUGCGUCGGCCUCUCCGUCGUUCUUCCCCGCGGCUUCUAGUGAUUGGGUCUUACCCCGGCUUGUGCUUCGAUGUCCGUUUGUAUUGUAGCACUCGUAGUGUCCAAAGUUCAGAAUGCUCUAGGGCAGUGGUUCUUACUUUUGGAUUCUUCGAGAUUGUGCUUUGAUGUCCAUAACAACACUGGCCCAUGUGAUUAGGUGUGUUUUUACUGUACUUAAACCCGUUGAUUUUCCGAGUGAUGUCACUAUUGUUCGAAGCAGAAAAAAAUUUGAUCUUAUGAAAC
This is a messenger RNA of Rhodamnia argentea, 1010 nucleotides long. RefSeq names its product probable ascorbate-specific transmembrane electron transporter 1. The record is from RefSeq and is a predicted model, not a curated record. The transcript is spliced from 4 exons. Gene Ontology annotation, molecular function: oxidoreductase activity. Lineage: Eukaryota; Viridiplantae; Streptophyta; Magnoliopsida; Myrtales; Myrtaceae. The coding region runs from base 103 to 768 and encodes 221 amino acids.